CGUUAUAACAAACCAGAAAACAAAACAAAAACGUAAUACUUCUCUUUAUACAAGGAUCUCAAGAUUUAAGAUGACGGGAAAAGGGACCUUUUCGAUGUUCAAGACCAGAAAGGAAAGGACGAGACUGAAAUUGUUGGGAUUUGGAGGACUAAAAUGGAAGAGACUGAAUCUGAAGAUGUCGUUUUUCGAAACUUUGAAAUACAGAAUCAUGUCUAUCAUUGAAGCAAUGGUUUUGGUUUCUAAGCUUGGUUUCUUCUUUCUUUGUUGUGGUUGCAGAUUCUAACACCUUAUUUUUGUGAUCGAUUCUGUAUUUUUCCCUUUUUGUAUUCAUAGACUAUAUAUGUAAAAUUUGAUUCUAAUUCUUUCAA
Brassica oleracea var. oleracea is the source of this 368-nucleotide messenger RNA. RefSeq lists its product as uncharacterized. NCBI's taxonomy places the organism in Eukaryota, Viridiplantae, Streptophyta, Magnoliopsida, Brassicales, Brassicaceae. The coding region runs from base 71 to 283 and encodes 70 amino acids. The transcript has a single exon. The record is from RefSeq and is a predicted model, not a curated record.